AUUCGUUCAAAAAUGUCAAAAACUUGCUAAAACUUGUUUACCCAGUGCCGAACGUAUUAGAGUUAUUACAUUACGUUAUCAUAUUUAAUAUAGAAUUUAUAUUAUCUGUCAUACAUGGUAUAUAUUAGCAUAGAGUACAUACAUUUUAAGAGUGAACUAGUGACAUACUCAUCCAACUUUAUACAAGGUUAUUAGUUUUGUUAAGAAUUAUUAGUUUUAUUUGUAUCUUGUAUGUUAUAGUACGAAAACGUGUGCAAAGUUCCCUACAAGCAUUUAUUGCGAAUACGUUCUGCAGCCCGUAAAGUAAAUAACAAUUGCGUUGUACUGAUGUACAUAACACAACGGUAAGAUAACAUUUCGUCAUGCCUGAUAUCAAGAUUACUCCUCUUGGAGCCGGCCAGGAUGUCGGCCGCAGUUGCAUCUUACUGUCCAUGGGAGGCAAAAACAUCAUGCUGGACUGUGGCAUGCACAUGGGUUACAACGACGAGAGGCGCUUCCCAGACUUCUCGUAUAUUGUGCCUGAAGGUCCUAUCACUAGCCAAAUUGACUGUGUCAUCAUCUCACACUUCCACCUCGACCACUGCGGCGCUCUACCUUAUAUGUCUGAAAUGGUUGGCUACACAGGUCCUAUUUAUAUGACACAUCCCACCAAAGCUAUUGCUCCUAUACUACUUGAGGACAUGAGGAAAGUGGCUGUCGAGAGAAAGGGAGAGUCAAACUUUUUUACAUCCCAAAUGAUCAAGGAUUGCAUAAAGAAAGUAACUGCUGUAACUUUACACCAGUCUGUGAUGGUAGACAAUGAACUAGAGAUUAAAGCUUACUAUGCUGGCCAUGUGCUUGGAGCUGCUAUGUUUUGGAUUCGUGUUGGAUCCCAAUCAGUAGUCUACACCGGUGACUACAAUAUGACCCCUGACAGGCAUCUAGGAGCUGCCUGGAUAGAUAAAUGUAGGCCAGACCUACUCAUUACAGAAUCAACUUAUGCCACUACUAUCAGAGAUUCUAAGCGCUGCAGAGAAAGAGACUUCCUGAAGAAAGUACAUGAAUGUGUGGAAAAAGGUGGAAAAGUUCUUAUUCCAGUGUUUGCUCUAGGGAGAGCUCAAGAGCUCUGUAUUCUGUUAGAAACAUACUGGGAAAGAAUGAAUUUAAAAUAUCCAGUAUAUUUUGCACUUGGUUUAACAGAGAAAGCAAACAACUAUUACAAGAUGUUUAUAACUUGGACAAAUCAGAAAAUCAGGAAGACAUUUGUUCAAAGAAACAUGUUUGAUUUUAAGCACAUCAAACCUUUUGAUAAGUCCUACAUUGAUAAUCCUGGAGCCAUGGUUGUAUUUGCUACCCCUGGAAUGUUGCAUGCUGGUUUGUCCUUAAAUAUAUUCAAAAAGUGGGCACCUUAUGAACAAAACAUGGUAAUAAUGCCAGGCUUUUGUGUACAAGGCACAGUUGGUCACAAGAUUCUUAAUGGUGCUAAAAAGGUUGAAUUUGAGAACCGCCAAGUGGUGGAAGUGAAAAUGGCUGUGGAAUACAUGUCAUUCUCAGCUCAUGCAGAUGCCAAAGGAAUCAUGCAGCUGAUACAGUACUGUGAGCCAAAGAAUGUUUUGUUGGUUCAUGGUGAAGCUCAGAAAAUGGAGUUUUUGAAAGAUAAAAUCGAGAAAGAGUUUAAGAUUAAUUGUUAUAUGCCUGCCAAUGGUGAGACAUGUACUAUAAAUACACCAACUAAGAUUCCAAUAGAUGUUUCUUUAAGAUUGUUAAAGGCAGAGGCUGUACGCUACAAUGCACAACCUCCAGACCCUAAGAGACGGCGUGUAGUUAAUGGAAUAUUGUGUGUACGGGAUAACAGACUAUCUCUUCUUGAUAUUGAUGAGAUGUGUGAUGAGAUUGGUAUCAAUAGACAUAUAAUUAGAUUCACAAGUACAGUCCGCUUUGAAGAUCCUGGUCCAGCUGUUAAAACUGCAGAGAAAUUGAAAACUUUGCUAUCAGAGAAGUUGGAGGGAUGGACUAUUACAAUUUCAGAGGCCAACAUAUCUGUUGAAUCAGUACUUAUCAAAGUAGAAGGUGAAGAGGACAGUACCAAAAAUAUAUAUGUUUCCUGGACCAACCAGGACGAGGAUCUAGGUAGUUACAUACUAGGUUUACUUCAAUCAAUGGUCCAAUAAAAAUAUAAUUGUAGAUUCAUUAUUGUGUAAUUUUGUAAUUGUAAUAAAAUAGUUAUUAU
Molecule: messenger RNA, 2209 nt
Organism: Spodoptera exigua (beet armyworm)
Lineage: Eukaryota; Metazoa; Arthropoda; Insecta; Lepidoptera; Noctuidae
Source: the annotation of a GenBank genome assembly